GUCUUGUCCUCUGUGAGAUCGUUUCGCGAUGCCUUCUUUGGCAAGGUUAAAUUGCUUUCUUGAUGCUUACCCGCCCACCGUCAUCAUUCGCGUGCGUGGAUACCCGUUGACUCGGUGGGACUGCCCUUUGCGGCUGCCACUGGGGUUAUCUGUUUCCAUGAUUCUGCGUGCCGAGGAAGGAGGCGCUUGCUAGAUAACUUGCUUGCCAUGAUCGCUGGAUAGUUACUUCCUGGUGCAGCCUCGCCAUAGCUUCGCCAUAGUCUCUUUUCUCUUCAAUCUCAAUCAUGGAGUCGCAACAAUGCAUUCGGGUAGCUAUUGUUGGGUCUGGCAUGGCGGGGUUGGUGACCGCAAACUUGCUGUUACGUGAUGACCGCAAACGGUACGCCGUGAAGGUCUUUGAAUCUGGAAACUCUCUAUCGCUCGACUCUGCCUCCGUAUCGAUACCCAAUGCUGCACGAACUUCAUCAGAUCGCGUUGACCUGCCCAUGCGCGCCUUCGCCGGGGGCUUCUACAGCAACCUGAAGGCCCUGUACGACUACUUGGGCGUGCAGUAUCAUUCACAACCUUUUCUCUUCGAGUUCGCGAGGUCCACCAAUGCGCCAUCGCAACAGGGCGCCCAGCGAGAUGCCACCUACUUUGCGCACGCUUCGAAUCUCCAUCAAUUGGCGCCCCGACCGAGCACAAUAGGCAUCAUCCCGUACUUGAUGGAGUUUGCAUACAUGGCAGCAUGCUACGUUUGGUUUUCACUAUGCUGCUUCCUGGUCGCUACACACCCAGGCGAAACGCUGCAACAAUACCUGGAACGAACGUGGACGCCAGAGCGAUUCGUCACAUACUACCUUGUCCCGCUGAUAUCAGGCGUCACCACGUGUCCGCACAAGACGUUACUCGCGUUCCCUGCAAGUGAUGUAAUCGAGUACAAACGGAGGACACACAAGGCGCCACAUUACACUGUUUCAGAAGGUGUCCAGGCCGCGCAGGAUCGCUUGGUCCGCGGAGUGGAUUACGAGCUUGGCGCUGCAAUUACGGCAGUGGAACCGCAAGAGAAGGGUGUCAAGGUAUCCUGGAAGAAAUCUGACGGAAGCGACGACAGCGUUCAAAGCGAGUAUUUCGACAGAGUUGUCCUCGCCGUGGCGCCAGAUGUUGUUGGUCGGGUGUUUGAGCCGCUGCGCCACCAUAUGACCCGCAUACCGACUGCGGUUGUCGAAAGCGUCGUGCACACUGAUUCGAGCGUUCUUGCCCAGGAACCGCAAAUGCAGAAUGCCGCUGACGCACAUGGCGCCCAACUAAUCCACCUCAACACCUCGACCACCGAUACACAUACAACCGAAUCUCACCAUGUCCAGCCCUGCGGCGCCAUAGUCACGACCUGUCCCUUCAGCCCUAUCGAGCCAUCACUCACAAUUCAUUCGGCAAAGUUCACGCGCGUUCUUAGGAGUCCAGAGAGCCAGCGUAUCGUGAAUGCCAUGUUCCGAGAAACUGAGGAAACUUUUAGCGAUGAGAAAUCUGUUCCGCUUUGGAAGAACGGAGAUGACAAUGUUUGGCUGGUGGGCGGAUGGUGUUGGGACGGCAUGGUUUUACUAGAAGGCUGCGUCAUAUCGGCGAUGCGAGUUGCACAUGCAUUUGGUGUCCAGAUACCCUGGCAAUCAGAGAGAGCAUGAGUAAGACAUAUAGGAUAAACAGUUUAUUUACAUAUCCCAAGUUGAACGUGAUGGAAGGCAUCGAUCGCCUACAUGUUUCUAAAUCCACUCUGGACUAGAAUCCUGAAGAUGCAAUGACUAGG
Molecule: messenger RNA, 1783 nt
Organism: Dothidotthia symphoricarpi CBS 119687
Lineage: Eukaryota; Fungi; Ascomycota; Dothideomycetes; Pleosporales; Dothidotthiaceae
Product: FAD/NAD(P)-binding domain-containing protein
Exons: 2
Coding region: 285-1661 (458 amino acids)
Molecular function (GO): oxidoreductase activity
Source: RefSeq, a predicted model, not a curated record